Molecule: messenger RNA, 1728 nt
Organism: Aspergillus clavatus NRRL 1
Lineage: Eukaryota; Fungi; Ascomycota; Eurotiomycetes; Eurotiales; Aspergillaceae
Product: MFS transporter
Exons: 11
Coding region: 1-1728 (575 amino acids)
Biological process (GO): transmembrane transport
Cellular component (GO): membrane
Molecular function (GO): transmembrane transporter activity
Source: RefSeq, a predicted model, not a curated record
AUGGUAGACAUACCCGCAGCAACACAGCCUACAGCAGAGGAGCAUCCCAGCUCAAGCAUCGACGAACACUCCUCCAUGGCCGAGAAAAGUGUCGAACGUGGUCUGGGACAGGAGACUCCUUUCGAUGAAGAACUGGAUAGGACGUUUGCCCCCAUCAGCGCACCCGUCGCAACAGAUAAUGAGCGGUCGCAGAAGCUGCAGCGCACCACGUCCUCCGCCAUUGAGCGCAGCUGGUCUCUGAAUGAUGGGUACAGCUGCCACACAGCUGAGGAAGAGGCGGAGGAGAAAGUCAACCAGCCGGACGAAUCGGCCGAAGAUGCGUUUGUUGUCGGGUGGGAUGCUGAUGAUCCGAUGAAUCCUCGGAAUAUGAAUAAAUUUCAGCGAUGGCUGAUCGUUGUGAUCUGCUCGAUGGGUUCACUAUGCGUGACCUGCGCCUCAUCGAUGUACGCUGUCACAUAUGAGCAGUUGACCAAGGAGCUGGAUUGUUCUCCAAUCGUGGCGACGCUUGGUCUGUCUUUCUUUAUCUGGGGCCUAGGAAUCGGGCCUUUGUUUUUGGCGCCUUUAUCAGAGUUCUAUGGAAGGAGAUGGAUCUACAUCAUAUCGUUCGCCUUUUUCUUGAUUUGGCUGAUCCCCUGCGCCGUGGCCCGGAAUAUUCAGACCAUGAUCAUAAGCCGUUUUUUCAAUGGCAUCGCUGGAAGUGCCUUCCUCAGUGUUGCGGGUGGCACAGUGGGAGAUUUGUUUGAUCGUCAUGAACUCAGUGCCCCAAUGAUGCUGUACACGAGUUCGCCAUUCAUCGGCCCAGAGUUAGGGCCACUAGUUGGCGGAUUUAUAAAUCAAUUCACGACAUGGCGCUGGACAUUCUAUGUCCUCUUGAUUUGGACUGGCGUACUGCUCGUUUCACUUAUCUUCUUUGUCCCAGAGACCUAUCACCCCGUGCUCCUGCGGCACAAGGCAGAGAAACUUCGCAAAGAGACCGGGGACGAUCGGUGGAAAGCUCCGAUGGAGCGCACGAAUCGCUCGGUAGCACAGACUAUUUUGCGAUCUUGCUAUCGACCGUGGCUUCUAUUGGCGCUGGAGCCCAUGUGCCUGAACCUCUGCAUUUUCUCUGCAAUCUUGUUGGGGAUUCUUUACCUUUUCUUCGGCGCGUUUCAGCUGGUGUUUGGCAAUGUAUACGAGUUUGAACUCUGGCAGCGAGGUCUCUCGUUCCUGGGGCUCUUUGUCGGGAUGGUUUUUGCCAUCCUGUCCGACCCGCUCUGGCGCCGAGUGUACGUUCGCUUAGAAAAGAAGCACGAAAAAGCUGUUGGGAGGGCGGACGAUUUCCAGCCAGAGUGGCGGCUACCGCCAGCAAUCCUGGGCGGCCCUCUUGUCACUAUGGGGUUAUUCAUCUUUGCCUGGACAAUCUAUCGACAUGUGCAUUGGAUUGUACCACUCAUUGGUAGCGCGUUCUUUGGAGCUGGAACCAUCCUCGUAUACUCUGGCAUCUUCACUUUCCUGGUCGACGCCUACCCCUUAUAUGCAGCCAGUGCUCUGGCAGCGAACAGCUUUGCUCGUUCGAUGUUUGGCGGUAUCUUUCCCUUGUUCGGUAUUCAAAUGUACAACAACCUUGGAUAUCAUUGGGCAACUUCGUUGCUGGCCUUCUUGACCCUUGUCAUGGCACCAUUCCCAAAGAAGACCUGCAUGCCUGUUGUCUUUCACCCAUGUCGAUGGACGUUCAGCCUCCUUGCAUAA